Kluyveromyces lactis is the source of this 507-nucleotide messenger RNA. RefSeq names its product Rso55p (gene RSO55). The coding region runs from base 1 to 507 and encodes 168 amino acids. The record is from RefSeq and is a predicted model, not a curated record. The transcript has a single exon. NCBI's taxonomy places the organism in Eukaryota, Fungi, Ascomycota, Saccharomycetes, Saccharomycetales, Saccharomycetaceae. Gene Ontology annotation, cellular component: mitochondrion. Gene Ontology annotation, molecular function: translation release factor activity. Gene Ontology annotation, biological process: translational termination.
AUGUUUGGAAUUACUGUAAAGACAAUCCCUGCGGUGAGGCUGGCCAUUACCUAUCGAAUGCUCAGUUCCAGCAUACCACAAACCAUCAAAAAGAGCAAAAUGCCACCAAGACCCAAGUUCACCGAUGACAUGGAAAGAGACAUAGAAGAGAAGUUCCUCCACGGAGGAAGAGGCCCAGGCGGACAGAAGAUCAACAAGUGUAACAGUAAGGUACAGCUGCGACACGUUCCUACGGGAAUCGUCGUGGACUGUCAAGCAACUAGAUCCCGAGACCAAAACAGAAAGAUUGCAAGAGAAAAACUUGCAUUACGUCUAGCACAAUGGGAAAACGGCGACCAACCCAUCGAAAGAGAAUUGGCGAAGAUCCAAUGGGAGCAACAAUCGAAAAGGUCUAAAGAACGUAAGGCCAAAAGCAAGCACAGAGAAGCACAAGAACAAAGACAGCAACAAAAAUUGCAACAAACGAUAGAAGAGAAGCAAUUACUCAAGUCCCUACUGGAGCAGUAA